Molecule: messenger RNA, 1541 nt
Organism: Papaver somniferum (opium poppy)
Lineage: Eukaryota; Viridiplantae; Streptophyta; Magnoliopsida; Ranunculales; Papaveraceae
Product: cytochrome c oxidase subunit 1-like
Exons: 1
Coding region: 96-1319 (407 amino acids)
Biological process (GO): mitochondrial electron transport, cytochrome c to oxygen; electron transport coupled proton transport
Cellular component (GO): membrane
Molecular function (GO): heme binding; cytochrome-c oxidase activity
Source: RefSeq, a predicted model, not a curated record
AACACCUACAGAUGUCGGUAGCGGAUCAAUUCCAACGAGCAUUUCAAACAACUCUGAAGAUGUCUGUCUAGGGGGAAUCAUUCAAUCUCUAUUUUAUGACAAAUCUGAAUCGAUGGCUCUUCUCCACUAACCAUAAAGAUAUAGGUACUCUCUAUUUCAUCUUCGGCGCCAUUGCUGGAGUGAUGGGUACAUGCUUCUCAGUACUGAUUCGUAUGGAAUUAGCACGACCCGGUGAUCAAAUUCUGGGUGGAAAUCAUCAACUCUAUAAUGUUUUAAUUACGGCUCACGCUUUUUUAAUGAUCUUUUUUAUGGUUAUGCCGGCGAUGAUAGGUGGAUUUGGGAAUUGGUUUGUUCCCAUUCUGAUAGGUGCACCUGACAUGGCAUUUCCACGACUAAACAAUAUCUCUUUCUGGUUGUUGCCACCAAGUCUCUUGCUCCUAUUAAGCUCAGCCUUAGUCGAAGUAGGUAGUGGUACUGGGUGGACGGUCUAUCCUCCCUUAAGUGGUAUUACCAGUCAUUCUGGAGGAGCAGUUGAUUCAGCAAUUUCUAGUCUUCAUCUAUCUGGUAUUUCAUCGAUUUUAGGUUCUAUCAAUUUUAUAACCACUAUCUUCAACAUGCGUGGACCUGGAAUGACUAUGCAUAGAUUACCCCUCUUUGUGUGGUCCGUUCUAGUGACAGCCUUCCUCCUUUUAUUAUCUCUCCCGGUACUGGCAGGUGCAAUUACGAUGUUAUUAACCGAUAGAAACUUUAAUACAACCUUUUCUGAUCUUGCUGGAAGCAUCGGGCAAAAAAGAUCCGGUGCUGAAACUGGAAUAGAUUCUCUUUCCCGGGAAGGUAAUCAUAAAUGGAUCUGUGAUCACAUCAUCUCCUCUCCUAUGGAGAAAGGCCAAUCUAGUUCAGCCAAUCCGGUACCUCUAGCUCCGGCCGUAGAUCGCUACGCUCCUCUCAUGACAGACGCGGUCAGGCGUAAGGAAUUAGAAGAUAAAUUAACUUUUCAUCUCUUGGUAGAGAAAAAGAGGUGGAGUUCCUCUACGCACCACGAAGUUGUGGAAAGCCAAGUGCAAAUUGAAAAGUUGAUAGAAAGAGCACUUAUAAAGGAUGGCUACACUAGGGAUUCUCUUAUUUGUAAUUGGAGAGAAAUUCGUGGUGCUGUCUUCUAUCCGAACGGCUCCGCACUGCCUCCUAAGACUUAUGAAAAAGAAAGUCAGGAUAUGGUUUUAGGAGCUCAUCGGAGCGAUCCAUAUCUGCGAAUUAUAGCUAAAAUCCACAAAAUGGAUCUUUUUCUAGAAGGUGCUCAAAUUAAGAAGACUAAAAACUAAAUAAAGUAGAAAGGAGACUAAAAACUAAAUGAAGUAAAGAAGAAGGUAGCGCUACUAAGAACCUAGCAGAACUUUUGAUUGAUCGGUGGAAUAUUUGCGAUUUUCCUCUUUUUCACAAGCAUGAGUAGGACUUCUAGUGUAGGGAAAGUAAUCCUUGGCAUAAGCUCUAGUUGAUCUCAUCUGCUAUAUCGGGCUCGGCAGUCACUCUCCUUUCAUUCCUCA